CUUUACAUUACUCUCAUUACUCGAAGCGACGUUAUUGAAGCAAUGACUACUCUCAUAAAUCAGAAUCCCAUUAUCUACGAAGCCUCUGCUGGAAAUUCAACUAGAGAAUGGCGUGAGGAAGAUGAAAACGAAGAUGCUGCUGAUCCCAUUGACGCUCAGGAGGUUUUUGAUCUUAUCCGCUCCAUCUCUGAUCCAGAGCAUCCUCUGUCAUUGGAACAGUUGAAUGUGACCCAGAGAGAUCAUAUCCAGGUCUCGGACGAAAAUAAUACAAUCUUGGUUGAAUUCACGCCAACAAUCCCACAUUGUUCCAUGGCGACCUUGAUUGGUCUCUGCAUUCGUGUGCGACUGCUUCGUUGCCUUCCUUCACGCUUUAAGGUUGAUAUUUCAGUUAGGAAGGGAACCCAUCAAAGUGAACAUGCAGUCAAUAAGCAGUUGAAUGAUAAGGAGCGUGUGGCAGCAGCAUUAGAAAACUCACAUUUGCUAGAAGUAGUGAAUCAGUGCCUUGCCACAGCCACUAGUGGAGGCGUUGUGGCCAACAUUGUCAAGGGACCAAAUCCUGCAAACUAAGCGAGCAAGGAAGCCUAGAAAAGUUAAUUUCAAUCCUAAGAAUAAGCUUGACGAGGCGAAAAACUUGUUCAUGACUGACUUGGUCAUAUUUAGCAAAGCAUAAUGUAAAUUAUAUAUCUGUC
Molecule: messenger RNA, 689 nt
Organism: Lobosporangium transversale
Lineage: Eukaryota; Fungi; Mortierellomycota; Mortierellomycetes; Mortierellales; Mortierellaceae
Exons: 3
Coding region: 43-567 (174 amino acids)
Biological process (GO): iron-sulfur cluster assembly
Source: RefSeq, a predicted model, not a curated record